GAGGAGAUACUGCAACUAACAGUUUCCAGUAAACAUUGGAGAUGUAAUCCAGAGUUUAACUUGCUUCUGACAGAGCUAGUGCAGGAUUUUAGUGAAAAUGUAACCUCAAAAAAUGUGAAUCAUCAAAUGUGUGAAGUCAUUAAUCGUUUUUAAUCUACUAACAAGGGUUCAUCUAUUGAAACAAUCUCAAAUAGUUGAUUAUGAAUAAUUAGAAUUGAAUAAACUUGGUUGAUAUAAACUGGAAAUUAAGAUUUAAAAUCAAUAAUGAAACAAUCUCAAAUAGUUGAUUAUGAAUAAUUAGAAUUGAAUAAACUUGGUUGAUAUAAACUGGAAAUUAAGAUUUAAAAUCAAUAAUGAAUCGUAGUGUAAUAUAUCCAGCCGAGGUUAAUUUCAACAAUUGUCUACAUUUCAGUUCGCAAAAUUUAUUCGUCUACUUGUUCUCGACAUCUUUGAUUUUUCUCUCUCUAACAGUGAUUGUUUAUCUCUUUCUGCCCGCACUGCGUACUCUGGGUGGUAAAAUUGUGAUCGGCGAACUGGUUUCAAUUAUUUUAUCGUUCUUAUUUCUGGUUUUGAUACUUAUCUACAAGGAUGAAUUCUCCUUUGAUGUUUGUCUACUUAUGGAAUAAUUAAAUUAAUUGAUAGAGACUGCAUUAUCCUCACAUUUUAACUAAUUGAUCUGAAAAUAUACAUAUUAUUUUGAUGGCACCAGGAACUGAAUCCCAUUUAUUUCUCUCGUAACGUACACUGAUAUGAGCUGGACUAUUUGAAAAAUAAUACAUGAAAAAUGAAAAGAAAGUACGGGUACAUGACUCACUAUGCACUGUUAUGUCACUUUUUCUGGCUCAACGUUAUGUCUUUCGAUAUUUGGCUCACGUUCAGGACCAACGCGGAAAUUAAUUGGAUGAGAAGCGAGCGACGAAUUCUAGCGAAAAAAGAGUCAAAACGGUUGAAAUAUUACAUUCUCUAUGCGUGCGGAGUUCCGUUGCUUAUUGUGCUAAUCACUUAUUUGGCACAAAAAUUAUUACCCAGAGAAAAUGCCAUCAACCCGAGAGUCGGGCACAUCAAAUGUUUCAUUGAACAGUCUACAUCGAAAAAUAUCUUCUACUUUUAUCCACUGACAGUGUUGGCUGUUCUCAACAUAAUACUAUACUCAUGUACGGCACAGAAAAUAUUCGCGGAAACUAAGAAGACAAAACAGUUGCAUGGACGACGCAAAAAUAGCAGAGCUUCAGCGCGGUUUAUGCUGGAGAAACGGAGGUUCACGAUCUACCUGAAACUGUUCAUCGCAAUGGGCGUGUCCUGGAUAGCCGAGCCUCUUUCGGGCAUCUUCGGCCAUUUCCAGUGCGGCUGGCUGCUGCUAGACCUGUGCAACGCCUCUCUCGGUCUGCCCGUCUUCGUCCUGUUCAUCUGCAAACGUCGCACUCUCUCUCUCAUCUCACAGCGGCUCUGUCCAAAGAGGGCGUGGUUUGCAACCAGCACCGGCUUCUCCUAUUCGUCGUCUUCGUCGUCCAAUCACAACACGAGUAUGGUGUCGAGGCUACCGUCAGCCAGUACUGCUGCACUAGUGGCCAAAAAACAUGAAAAUACACGUCUGUAGUUUUUGGAAAAUAGUUUAUGUUUUUCAAUUGCCAAGUUCCUGCUGUUAACUUGUGAAUAUUAAUUAUUUUACACAUGUGAUUAUCAUUAUUAUAUUUUUAUUCAUAAUCAU
Messenger RNA from Nilaparvata lugens (brown planthopper), 1708 nucleotides. RefSeq names its product G-protein coupled receptor Mth2. Gene Ontology annotation, cellular component: membrane. Bases 785 to 1597 code for a protein of 270 amino acids. The record is from RefSeq and is a predicted model, not a curated record. NCBI's taxonomy places the organism in Eukaryota, Metazoa, Arthropoda, Insecta, Hemiptera, Delphacidae. Gene Ontology annotation, molecular function: G protein-coupled receptor activity. Gene Ontology annotation, biological process: G protein-coupled receptor signaling pathway; cell surface receptor signaling pathway. The transcript has 6 exons.